AUGAUUAAUUCUACUAAGCAACUCAAAGACGAAAGCGGCAACGAACAAAGAGAAGGAAAUAGUAGAGGUGGAAGAAAGUCCAGAGGAAGAGGUAGAAAGAAUUACGAUAAGAGAAAUAUACAGUGUUUUACAUGCAAUAAAUACGGACACUACUCAUCUGAAUGUUGGCACAAUGAGACUGCUAAGAAAGGUAAGAAUGAUGAGGCAAAUCUAGCGAAGGAAGAUUGCAAAUCGGAUUCAGACCAUGUGUUACUGAUGAGCGUUGUAAGGCAUGAUAAAAACAUAGAAAGCUGGAGACCCCCACAGGUGAUGUGUGUUCAAAAGACAAAGGAGGUGACAGACAGAUGUCAGAGAAAGACAAGGCAGACAGAUUACGUGUCGCUUGCUGGAAAAACAUGCCAUGCAGAUGAUGAAAUCUCGUGGUACCUGGACAUGGGCUGCUCCAACCACAUGACAAGCAAAAGGGAUUGGUUACUCGACUUGGAUACGAGCAUAAAAAGCACAAUACCUUUCACGGAUAACAACAUUAUCAAGGCUGAAGGUUCUAGAAAGCUUCUGGAGAAGGGGUACACUAUGACGAUGCAACAAAAGCAUAUUGAAGUGUUUGAUGAAAAACAACGGUUGGUGCUCAAGGCCCCCCUUUCUCGAAAACGAACUUUCAAGGUAAAUUUAAAUGCAACAGAGGUUCAGUGUUUGGUUGCAACAGGUGCUGGAGAAGAAGAGUGGCUAUGGCAUUAUCGCUAUGGACAUUUAAAUUUCAGGAGUUUAAGUCAAUUGAAGGAUAAAGAUUUGGUGAAAGACGUUCCCACGAUUGUUACACCGAACAAGAUCUGCGAAGGAUGUGCUGCAGGGAAACAACCCAGAAAAGAAUUCAGGAAAGCUGUGAAUAAAAGGGCCAAGCAGCCUCUAUAA
Molecule: messenger RNA, 912 nt
Organism: Vigna umbellata (rice bean)
Lineage: Eukaryota; Viridiplantae; Streptophyta; Magnoliopsida; Fabales; Fabaceae
Molecular function (GO): zinc ion binding; nucleic acid binding
Source: RefSeq, a predicted model, not a curated record